Moesziomyces aphidis is the source of this 642-nucleotide messenger RNA. NCBI's taxonomy places the organism in Eukaryota, Fungi, Basidiomycota, Ustilaginomycetes, Ustilaginales, Ustilaginaceae. The record is from the annotation of a GenBank genome assembly.
AUGACCAACGCUUCUGUCCUCCUCGCCACCCUCCUCGCUGGUGCCGCCGUCGUCUCGGCCGCGGGCCCCACCAUCAGCACCCCGGCUUCGCUCACCCAGUGCCAGCCCGUCCUGCUCACCUGGCAGGGCGCCCAGGGCAAGGCCUACGUCACCAUCCUCCCCGGCAAGCAGAUCUCGGCCGCCCCGCUCGUCAGCUUUGCCGCCCAGGAUGCUAGCACCGACAGCAUCAAGUGGGUUCCCAACGUCGCCGCCGGCACCGAGGUCACCUUUGCCAUCUCGGACGACACCGGUGUCAAGAAAUACAGCGGCACCGUCAGCGUCCUCGCCGGCACCGACACCUCGUGCCUCAACGACAACGCCUCUGCCGCCGCCAGCGGCUCCUCCGCCACCACCGGCUCCUCGUCCGGCUCUGGGUCCAGCUCGGGCUCGGGCUCGUCCUCGGGCUCCGGCUCCAGCAACAGCACCAGCAGCUCCACCAACUCGAGCUCCGGAUCCGCCUCGGCACCCAAGACCAGCUCCACCCAGUCGUCUUCCUCUUCCUCCAACCAGAAGAGCGGCGCUUCCUCCUUCCGCCCCGACACCAUGGCCAUGGUCGGCUCUGGUCUCGCUCUUGCCGCCGCCGUCGUCGCUGUUUUCGCUUAA